AACAAAACCCUUCAAAGCAUACAUUACAGAGAACAUCCGAUCCAGCGUUCAUAGAUCCCCUCGCCCAACUACAUACUUGUCCGGAAAACAUGUUGAGGAAAUCAUCCAUGUCGUUGUUUGUCUCAAUGCUGCUACUAGCAGUAGCAGCUGUGCACACAGCAAAAGCUGUUGCUUCACCUGAAGCUCCUGUGAUUGAGUUAUACAUGCACGACAUUCUAGGAGGGAGUAACCCCACUGCCCGGCCAAUCACGGGGCUUCUUGGGAAUAUCUACAGUGGGCAGGUUCCUUUUGCUAGGCCACUUGGGUUUUUUACUCCCAAAAAUGGGGUGGCCAUUCCUAACAGUGACGGGUCCUUGCCUGGCAUGAACAUGAAUGGCGUCCCAUUAGGAACGGGGUUGGCCGGUACUGCCUUUGCUGGAUCUAACAACAAUAAUAAUAACAACAACAACAACCAGAAGAACAUCAACACAGCACAACUUUUACCUGACGGUUUAGGCCUUGGAUUCGGGACUAUUACAGUUAUUGAAGAUAUUCUGACAACUUCUCCAGACUUGGGUUCACAGACAGUUGGAACGGCUCAGGGUGUUUAUGUUGCGAGUUCUGCUGUAGGAAACACACAGAUGAUGGCAUUCACUGCUAUGCUAGAGGGAGGAGAAUAUGGGGACAGCAUCAAUUUCUAUGGUAUUUACAGGAUUGGAAGUCCUUAUUCUAGGUUAUCAGUGACAGGUGGCACAGGGAAGUUCAAGAACGCUUGUGGGUUCGCUGAGCUUCGCCCAUUGAUACCAUCUGGACAGCAUGUUACUGAUGGCGCAGAGGCAUUGCUCAGGCUUCUCAUCCAUCUUAAGUACUAAAAGAAAGAAAGGAUAUUCUGAAAGUCAUCGGUCAUCUAUUUAUGCUUUGGUUUAUGUAUGUGUUCUGAUCUCUAGUUUUCCCCUCUUUAUGGUAAGAAUGAGAGUCAAAGAAAGUGUGUAAUUCAUUCUACUAAUGUAAUAUAAUACAUCUAUUCCACA
Molecule: messenger RNA, 1010 nt
Organism: Spinacia oleracea (spinach)
Lineage: Eukaryota; Viridiplantae; Streptophyta; Magnoliopsida; Caryophyllales; Amaranthaceae
Product: dirigent protein 18-like
Exons: 1
Coding region: 90-851 (253 amino acids)
Source: RefSeq, a predicted model, not a curated record